Molecule: messenger RNA, 747 nt
Organism: Pundamilia nyererei
Lineage: Eukaryota; Metazoa; Chordata; Actinopteri; Cichliformes; Cichlidae
Gene: tmem86b
Product: transmembrane protein 86B
Exons: 3
Coding region: 1-747 (248 amino acids)
Cellular component (GO): membrane
Molecular function (GO): hydrolase activity
Source: RefSeq, a predicted model, not a curated record
AUGGACAUCCUUGAGACUCACGCCUAUCACAGGCGGCAGAGGAGAAAUAAGUCCUGUGCUCUCUUUCUGUCUCUCUUGCCUUUCUUUUUGUCUGCAGCUCUGUACUUCUACCUUUGGACUCCUGCUUCGCCCCCGUCCAUCAUGUCUGCAGGUGUCAAAUCUGCACCAGUACUCCUAUUGGCUGCAGUGGUGCUGAGCUGGAAUGGAGGUCAGAGUGUCCUAGGUGUGGUGGGAGGACUAGUCUUCUCUGCUGUUGGUGACUGCUGCCUGGUGUGGCCUGAGCUUUUCCUGCAUGGAAUGGGUGCAUUUGCUGUGGCUCAUCUGUUGUACUCAGUUUCCUUCCUGUCCAGUCGUUACACAAAAAACUCCUCUUCCUGCUGGAGCCGUUUUCUCUAUCUGAUCCUGUUUAUGGUUGGAGGAGGUUAUUACACAUUUUUAUUUCCAUUUCUGCAAAAGGACCCAAACUCUGAAGUGCUAACUCCAGCUGUUGGAGUCUACUUUGUCUUAAUUACUCUAAUGGGUCUAUUAGCAGCUAGAACUAGCAACGUAGCAACACUUUUGGGAAGUCUGAGCUUCAUGGUAUCUGAUGCAAUGCUGUCUCUGCAAGUUUUUAAGGUGGUGGCACCAAUGCAGCACGGUAAUACUGUUGUAAUGGUGACCUAUUAUCUGGCACAGCUUCUAAUCGCUGUGGGUGACAUGCAAGCAGUAGAGGACACGGAUGAGUUUUCAAAAUGGAAGAGGUCCUAA